This is a messenger RNA of Mycena citricolor, 522 nucleotides long. Lineage: Eukaryota; Fungi; Basidiomycota; Agaricomycetes; Agaricales; Mycenaceae. The record is from the annotation of a GenBank genome assembly.
AUGGGCGUGAUUGGUGCUGAGAGCGCACCGUUUGCCGCCAGUAUUAUCGAUAAGGGGAGAUUACGACCGCUCUUCGCAAACGACCAUACCAUGUCCAAGUCCCCGAUUACUUGCCAUGUUUUGGACUCAUCUCUCGGAAAACCUGCUGAAGGUGUUCGAGUUCGUCUGAUGUUCUACGGCGCCGCGGCUGAGGCUAUGACCGGCGCGACAAGCGGGAUGGUAUCCUUAGGUUCGGGGCAAACCAAUUCUGACGGCCGAUGCAUCGAUCUCCUCCCGGCGCGUGAUGUUCAAACACUGUCUGCGGGCAUUUACAAGAUAGUUUUCGAGACCAAGGAUUACUUUGCGGGGACCGGAAGGAAGUGUUUCUAUCCCUUCGUCGAGGUACUCGAGAUCCAUGUUCUCCCGCUGUCCAUGAUUUCACCAACGAUCCAGAUCACCUUCGAGGUCGAGACUCCAGAGCAGCAUUACCACAUUCCGCUCUUGAUCAGCCCGUACUCGUACACCACCUACCGCGGCAGCUGA